GCCAGCUACGCCUUCCUCCCAGCUCCAGGAGGCCCCGGCCAGCGCUCAUUCCGGAACUGUGGAACAGGAGUCCGGGAGGCCAGGCAGCCCUGCGCUUGGCCCUGGCCUGGCCCGUCCGCGGACGACAGAGGCCCCGUGGCCAGGGCCCCACUCCUGGCCGGCUACAGAGCGCAGGGAGCGCACAGAGUGGGGGAGUUGUCCAGUUCAGCACCACGGCGACGCAGUAGGUGGGCGCUCCUGCUCCGAGAGCUGUCCAGUCCAGCACCGCGGCGAUGCUGUAGGUGAGAGCGCCCGGUCGUGGGGAGCUGUCCACUUCAGCACUACGGCGAUGCAGUAAGUGGACGAGCCCGGCCGGGGUGAGCUGUCCGUUUCAGCACCACGGCGAUGCUGUAGCUGGGAGCGCCUGGCCCGGGGCUGCGCGGCCGUGAGCGGGGGAGGCGGGCGGGCCUGCCUGCUGCAAGACGCCGGCUAGCGCGCCCCAUCGCUCGCUCGCUCGCUGGCUUCCGAGGAGCUUUGCGGAUCGGGGGAGGGAACCCCGCCUCGAUUCUCCGGGAGAAACCCCCUCCCUCCCCCACUUCGCCGACACUACCCCCGCCGCCAACAACAAUAACCGCGGCUGCUCGUCCUGCCGCCACCGCGCCCGCCAACCCUGCUGCCGCUGCCGCUGCCGCCGCCGCCGCCGUUACCGCCGCCGGGGCACAACCAUGGGAGGCGAGACCCCCUCACCGGUGCAGCUGAGCUCGAGGGCUUGCAGAAGACUGGGCAGUCUCCUCUGAAACGGAGGCGCCUCGAGGACCCCCUCCCUCCCCAAGGAAGAGAACUGGCGAAGCCACGGAUUUUCAUGGCGCAGGCCGCAGAGCCGCGAACGAAGACCGAAGGUUGCUUCCCAGCUCUUCCAGUCUCUAACUGUCUAGGUCCGGACCAUGAGAGAUGGUGUUGAGAAUUCGGCUGUACCCUGGCGCGCUGUGGAAGCCAUCUCCAAAUUAGCGAUCACAUAUGGAAACUGGAGACCAGAAUUUUAGGAAAAGAGAUUAAGGCAUCUCACUUGGGGGGGUGGGGGGGUGUCUUUUUAUUUAUUUUCCCUUUUUUUAAAAAAAUCGCUGCAACUGGAACAGUUUUUUGAUCUCAAAAGCUUGAUGACCAUCGCUGUGGGAACCGACUAUUGGCUGUACUCCAGAGGGGUUUGCAAGACCAAAAGUGUCAGUGAGAAUGAAACCAGCAAGAAGAACGAGGAAGUUAUGACCCAUUCCGGAUUAUGGAGAACCUGCUGCCUCGAAGGGAACUUCAAAGGUCUGUGCAAGCAAAUCGACCACUUUCCGGAAGACGCGGACUACGAAGCUGACACCGCAGAGUAUUUCCUCCGGGCCGUGAGGGCCUCGAGUAUCUUCCCGAUCCUGAGUGUGAUCCUGCUUUUCAUGGGUGGCCUCUGCAUCGCGGCGAGCGAGUUCUACAAGACACGCCACAACAUCAUCCUGAGUGCUGGCAUCUUCUUCGUGUCUGCAGGUCUUAGUAAUAUCAUCGGGAUCAUCGUGUAUAUAUCAGCCAAUGCUGGAGACCCCUCCAAGAGUGACUCCAAAAAGAACAGCUACUCCUACGGCUGGUCCUUCUACUUCGGGGCCCUGUCCUUCAUCAUCGCCGAGAUGGUCGGGGUGCUGGCCGUGCACAUGUUUAUCGACCGCCACAAACAGCUGCGGGCCACGGCCCGCGCCACCGACUACCUCCAGGCCUCCGCCAUCACCCGCAUCCCCAGCUACCGCUACCGCUACCAGCGCCGCAGCCGCUCCAGCUCGCGCUCCACCGAGCCCUCUCACUCCAGAGACGCCUCGCCCGUGGGCGUGAAGGGCUUCAACACCCUGCCGUCCACGGAGAUCUCCAUGUACACCCUCAGUAGGGACCCCCUGAAGGCUGCCACCACGCCCACCGCCACCUACAACUCGGACAGGGAUAACAGCUUUCUCCAGGUCCACAACUGUAUCCAGAAGGACAGCAAGGACUCUCUCCACGCCAACACAGCCAACCGCCGGACCACGCCCGUAUGAAGACCGUGGGACGGGGGACCCUGGGGAGGCUUGGCCCGCGGGCGGGGGAGGGACCACAGCAGCCACGGGGAGACCUUCCAUACGCAAAAAACAACAAACAAGCAAACAAGCAAACGAACAAACAAACAACAAACAAACAAAACAAAAAACAAAACAAAAAAAAGAGAAAAACAUAGCAAGUAAAUUAAAAAAAAAAAAAGAACAAACUACAAGAAGAACAAAAUCAAAACCACAGGCUAUGCGGGGGGAAAAUAUAACCGAGGGAAGACAAACUUUAAACAAAGCAAGAGGGAUAAAAUUAAAAUAGAAAAUAAAUCUAAAAGAAAAUGCAUGAUUUCCCAUGUACCAUUAUUUUAACAUUUAAUAAAAACCAAUUUAAAUGAAAAAAUAAAAGGGAACCAAGAUAAUGUAAAGCAAAAAAACAAAAAACAAAAAAAAAAAAUAACAAAAAAAUAACAAAAAAAUGAGGAAAGCAAGAGAGUAUUUAUUAGGGUUUUAUGUUGCCUUUGUUUUUUGUUUUCGGGUUUUUUUGUUUUAACUGCAGGGAGAGUUUAAAAAUAAAAAAAAUAAAAAUAAAUUAAAAAAAAAACACCCGCAUUCUUUUCCCUUUAACCCCAGCGGGCCCUGCCUCCCGGGGAGAGUAAGGGGUAGAGACUCAGGGCCCUCGGGGCCAGGGGAGCAAUGGUCACUGCCAAGCCCCUUGAUCCCUGGCUGGGCCCUGGGAUGCUGGAGAAGUUCAAUGGCUCUGCGACCAACUCUAUCCAGCACCAAUAAGGCAGUUGCAGGCCUCCAGGUGACUCAAGCCCUUGGUCCGCCCCUGUCUGUUAGGUGCCUGGAGGUGGCGCACUUGGGGCUACCCCGCCCCAGGUUCCCGGUCCUUAAUGGUCCUUAAUGGCCCUUAACCCACUGUGAUGACUUCCUAGGCCUUGAGGAAAGGGAAGGAGAAGGAAUGGCUGCUGGUGGCUCACAGAGAAGCCAGACCCCUGGAAUCCUCAGGGGGAGCCUUGGGGGGUGGGGGGGCAGUAACCCCGAGCUCCUGUCCUUGGAGGCAGGAGACACCCACCCCCAGGGGAUAUAGAGCAGCCGUCCCUCCUCACCCCUCACCUCAGGGCCACUAGAUGACCCUGGGGCGAUGGUGGACCCCCACACUCACAGGCCCCCAGACCCCUGGGAAGGGGACUCUUUGACCCUUUGGGGGUCCAUGGACUCACUGAUGCCCCUCUGGGGGCCCAGGGAGCCCAACAAUGACAUUGCAAAAAGGUUUCUUUUUACAAAAGAAAAAGGAAAAACAAGUGGUGAUUUUUUUUAAAAAAAAAGAAUUAAAAAAAAAACCACAGACUAUAAAUAAAUGUAAAUAUAUAAUAAGUGAAUUUACUUGCAAGAAAAUCAAGUAGUAUUUUUUUCUUUUAAUUCUUUUCCAGCUUUAAACUGUGAAAAAAAUCGGGGUGGGGUGGGGGACUUAAAAUUUAGCAGGGAACUUGUAAAGACAAAACAAACAAACAAAAAAACAAAUAUAGAAAUCCAUUAAAAUAAAGAAACAAAAUCCAUUGGGAGAGACGUGAGCUGGGCACAGAGCCAGAGAGAAAAGGAGAAAGGCCCCACCAUCUUUCUGGGGACUGGAGAAAGAGGCUCUUCUUGCCUGCAGGGAGGUAUUGCUAAUGGAGAGAGGAGACCCACACAUCCGCCACUGUCCCCCUAGUCUCAGUGCUGCAACCGCCACCCAAGUUCCCAUUCAAUACCCAGUUAGGAAUGUGGCUCAGAGGCAGCUGACCUGUGCCCUCCAAAGCCAUGGAAACCAGCCCAGCGCUAUCGAUGGCCCUUGUGCUCCGUGUGCCCCCCACUGUACCUUACCUAUGUAUGGAUGCACCAUGUUCUUGUAUGUGGAAGGGCUCCUUAUCUAUAUUCUAGAUGUCAUGUCUGUGUGGCCUCUCUGGGCCUCAGUUUCCCACUGUGUCAGCUUGAGGACAGAUUGGCUUGAGCUCCAAAGGCUCUUUCUUAUCUUCUGUGUCUGUGACUUUUAAGAUCAGCCCAGCUCAGUGGAAAUGGCCAGGAGCAAUCAAAGCAGUCCUGAUGACAUUAAGAACAUUCCUAAGUCUCUCUCUCUCUCUCUCUCUCUCUCUCUCUCUCUCUCACACACACACACACACACACACACACACACACACACACACACACACACACCAUGUGCCUCCUCACUGUGUUCCCCAGACCCCACCCCCACAUCCAGUGUCAAAGCAAAAAUUCACACAUGUGAGCAACCUAUCCUCCCAUGCAGACAGAGGGAGAUGCGCAGUUCCAAACGCCGCUCAUUCGCCUUCCCUUUCUGAAUGGUAUAGCCCCAGUCAUUAGUGAGUGGGAAAGGCUUCUUUGAGAGAUAGGUCUCCUGCUAUCUUUGAGGUCAGUGAAAAAGCAGGCCUUUCUGGGGUGAGAGAUCUCCCUGUAUGGAAAGAAUGUUUGCAGAACACUCUCCGGGGCAAGCAUCAACCCCAGUUAGGCCUGCACCCCAGAGUGAAUUAAGGGAGCACUCAGGUUUCCCCCUUUUCCUUCCCCAGAGUGGCAAGGGCCAGAUCAGACAAUGAGAACCUGGCUAACCAUUUCCUAGCAACCUCACCCCUCCCCCAACUACAGCAACCAGCCUCCUGCCUGUCUUUGCUACCCUGACACCGGCCUGCUUGGAAGGGAAUUGGAGGGCAUGCUGAGGAAGGCCUCUAUAGUGUCUUGUCUUGUGUCUGGAAGAGGAACACUCGUCUCCCAGGUCAGCAGCAAGACAGACCACCUGCUAGGCCAGCCCAGAAGUUCAGGGGAGGCCUCAGACCCCAUGGCUCAGAUAUGUGGGCCAGUUAAACAUGCAGGGAGAUCAGAGCAUCUUCCAAACUGGGCAAAAACAGCACCUUGUCCCUCCUCAGCCCUGCCCAAGGCCCAGCAGAUUCCAAACCAUACCAGAUAAAGGCCUAGAGACACAGGAAAGGGUCCUACAAACAAGCGCCUCUCUGUGGAGAGCUCCUAGGCUCUGGUCAAGUAUUUGAGAACGAAUUGGACUUCUUCCCAGGAAGUGAGACCUGGGGUCAGGCCACCCAAACAAGACUCAUGGGUGAGAGGUAAUAUGAGCAGUGGCUGACCAAGGAAGGGCUAGGGGGCCUGGAGGGAAGGGGCGGUGCUUCCUGUGGUGACUGACAGCUCAUGCCCAGCUCUGAUCAAUUCAAAAAACAAAAAAAACAAAAAACAAAAAA
This is a messenger RNA of Mus musculus (house mouse), 5269 nucleotides long. It is a transcript of the gene Cacng2, whose product is annotated as calcium channel, voltage-dependent, gamma subunit 2. NCBI's taxonomy places the organism in Eukaryota, Metazoa, Chordata, Mammalia, Rodentia, Muridae. The record is from RefSeq and is a predicted model, not a curated record. Gene Ontology annotation, biological process: positive regulation of protein localization to basolateral plasma membrane; calcium ion transmembrane transport; protein targeting to membrane. The coding region runs from base 1137 to 2039 and encodes 300 amino acids. The transcript is spliced from 5 exons. Gene Ontology annotation, cellular component: voltage-gated calcium channel complex; postsynaptic density membrane; cell surface. Gene Ontology annotation, molecular function: ionotropic glutamate receptor binding; voltage-gated calcium channel activity.